AUGUCCAUCUUCCUCGUCAACAUCUGGCAAAUCCUGGGCGCAUGCGCCCCCAACUUUGGUAGCGUUAUGGCCGCACGGGCACUGGGCGGUAUCAGCUGCGCCGGUGGCAGUGUCACCCUCGGCAUGGUAGCUGACCUGUACGGUCCGGACAAUCAACAAUGGGCUGUCGCCUAUGUCGUCCUCUCCUCCGUCCUUGGCACGUCCAUCGGCCCCGUCGUGGGCGGUCCGAUCGAAAAGUUUCUCCCCUGGUACUGGAACUUCUGGAUCCAGCUCAUCUUCGGCGCUUCCGCCCAGGCUAUCCAUUUCUUCAUGCCCGAGAGCCGAUCGACCAUCAUCAUGGACCGCGAGGCGCGACGGCGGCGCAAGACCGGUGAGGAUCCAAACGUGUACGGCCCGAACGAAGUCAAGAACCCGCGCAUCUCCAUGCACGAGUUUCUCAUCACCUGGACCCGGCCUUUUGAGAUGUUUCUGCGCGAGCCUAUUGUCCUCAGCUGCUCUCUCCUCUCUGGAUUCUCGGAUGCUCUCAUCUUCACGUUCCAGGAGGGUUUCCACCCUGUCUACGAGCAAUGGGGAUUUGGCACCUUGCAGAUUGCCUGGGCGUUCAUUCCCAUCAACAUUGGCUACUUUGUCGCGUGGGCCAGCUAUUGGCCCUGGAUUAUCAAAGACCAGCAUAAGCUCCAGGCAAAGGGGUCGGAGAAGCUCGCACCCGAGUUCCGUCUCAAGUUGCUGCUCUGGCUAGCUCCGUUGGAGACGAUCGGGCUCUUUGGAUUUGCCUGGACAUCCAUGGGACCGCCCGAGUCGCACUGGAUCGCGCCCAUGAUCUUCUCCUUCUUGAUUGCGAUUGCCAACUACGCCAUCUACAUGUCGACUGUCGACUACAUGAUCGCCGCCUACGGCGUCUAUUCCGCGUCAGCGACAGGUGGCAACGGAUUUGCUCGAGAUCUCCUCGCGGGUAUCGCUGCGCUCUACGCUGGCCCGCUCUACAGCAACAUUCCGCCCAAGAAACGCCAUCUCGAAUACGCCAGCACGAUCCUCGCCUGCAUUGCCUUUGUCGUGCUCAUACCCGUAUACGUCAUCUACUUCUACGGACCUCGGAUUCGCGCCAAGUCCAAGUUUGCGCAGACACUAGACGCGGAGAGGAAAGCCAAGGGACAGAGGAGACUCACCGCGGCGGAACCAGAGGACUUGGAGCCCAAGAAUCUGUAG
Emericellopsis atlantica is the source of this 1206-nucleotide messenger RNA. RefSeq names its product major facilitator superfamily domain-containing protein. The transcript is spliced from 3 exons. Gene Ontology annotation, biological process: transmembrane transport. The coding region runs from base 1 to 1206 and encodes 401 amino acids. Gene Ontology annotation, molecular function: transmembrane transporter activity. The record is from RefSeq and is a predicted model, not a curated record. NCBI's taxonomy places the organism in Eukaryota, Fungi, Ascomycota, Sordariomycetes, Hypocreales, Bionectriaceae.